Messenger RNA from Carassius gibelio (silver crucian carp), 2456 nucleotides. RefSeq names its product tomoregulin-2-like. The record is from RefSeq and is a predicted model, not a curated record. NCBI's taxonomy places the organism in Eukaryota, Metazoa, Chordata, Actinopteri, Cypriniformes, Cyprinidae. Bases 831 to 1892 code for a protein of 353 amino acids. The transcript is spliced from 9 exons. Gene Ontology annotation, molecular function: protein binding.
UUCUCCUGUGAUUUGAUUCAGAUUCAAGAAUCACAAAACGAAUUGUUCAGACCGCUUUGCGGACCCGUGUGACAGGUAAAUAGAAAAUUAUCGACUCAAAUGAUUCAUUCAAAACAUUUGUUCGCAAAUUGGGCAUGUUAUUCAGUCGCAAAAGUAACAAAACAUCCUGAGAAAUAAGUUAACAUAAAAGUCACCAGAAACAUUUGUACUCGAGUCAAGUUGAACUGUAUUUUCUUUGGUCAAAGCUGAUGACUUAAAUAAGUAAACAUCUUUUGUAGGCCCUUUUCCCCUACAAAAAAGGAAGUCUCACUUACACUCUUGUUUCUGAUGCUGUUACACAGCUCGGUACCCGCUACACCCUCUAUAGCCAAUCCGCGCAGCCGAAGCGUGUGCCCACCUCUCACCUUCAUCAUCACCAUCAUCAUCCUCAUCCUCACAGUCUGAGCCAGACACCAGCCGAACGAGACACUCUCAGGCAGACCUCGUAAAGAAAGAAAGAGAGAGAUACUAAAGCCGGCGCUUUCAGACUGUUUUCCAUCAGAAAGGAUAAAUCAACAUGAUCAACUAGUGGAUCCGGGCAGCUUUUUAGGUCCAUGCUUGGAUUGUUUAUAUCUUUUCAUCUCAGCUUUAGUUCCAUCACUGCAGCCGGACACUUCCACUUGUCAAGACAGUCGCACCGCGCCGGUAUCAGAGCACAUAUAUACAUGGGGAUCAUCGCAGCAUCGCCCGGAAGAUGUGUAUCACUGCUCCGCGGCUGAGAUCUGUGUCGCCUGCGCUCGUGGGAUCGGAUCCCUCGGUUCAUGUCCCCGUGUCAUUCCCGGUGAACUGAGAUGGCUCUUUGCGCUGUGCUGCGACAGACACGCAGACCGCGGCAGGAGAAUCGGACACAUGUAAUUUUAAUUACAACCUAUUGCUUUUUUUGUAUAUUGCCAGUGAAACAACUUUGCGCGUUCCCAUCAUCGCUGAGUGACUGUCAAACACCCACCGGGUGGAACUGCUCCGGGUUUGAAGAGCAGGACACUGAUCUUUUUCUGUGUGACACAAACACAUGCAAGUUUGACGGCGAGUGUCUGCGAAUCGGGGACACAGUGACAUGCAUUUGUGAUUUUAAGUGCAGCAGUGACUAUGCUCCAGUGUGCGGAUCUAACGGCGAGAGCUAUGAGAAUCACUGUCUCCUGCGCAAAGAAGCCUGUAAAUUGCAGACAGAUGUGCUGCUGGUGUCAGAGGGUACCUGUCCUGUCGAUGCUGGCUCUGGAUCAGGGGAUGAUGUUAAUGAGGGUUCAGCCGAGAUCAGUCAAAAGGAGACAUCAACAUGCGACAUUUGUCAGUUUGGGGCUGAGUGCGACGAGGAUUCUGAGGACGUGUGGUGUGUAUGCAACAUUGAUUGCUCCCACAUCAGUUUUAAUCCAGUCUGUGCAUCAGACGGCCGUUCCUAUGACAACCCCUGCCAGGUGAAAGAGGUGUCAUGUCAGAAGCAGGAGAGGAUUGAGGUCAAAUACCUCGGACAUUGUAAGGAGGAGAAAGACCAGGUGAGCGAGGUACCGUGGGGUCUUUACAUCCCGUGUCCAGAGCGUUACAAGAACUACUGUGUCCACGGAGAGUGCGAGUAUCCUAGCAACCUCUCACCCCCCACCUGCAGUUGCCAUUCAGGCUUCAUUGGGCCGCAGUGUGACAGGAAGGACUAUAAUGUGAUGUAUGUGGUACCUGGUUCAGAAAAGACUUACAUUCUGAUCGCAUCCAUCAUUGGAGUUCUGCAAGUGGCCAUUAUCUGCCUCUUAGUGCUUUGCAUCACACGAAGAUGUCCACGUGGGAAUCGGAUAGCACGGCAGAAACAAACCGUUCCACACUUCAACUCUGAAAACACCCUGCGGGCCUCCACCAGACUCAUCUGACGAACCCUUAAACACAGAGUGACAUGUGCUAAAGACAGCAGAGAAAAGGCCCCGGGAAAUUGUGGGAAACAUACCCCCCUCCUGACAGGUGUUGCUAGGUGUGUGUAAGAACUGAGACGGGACUCCUGGCAGUGUGCAAACCUUAUCGUCCCUCGAUUCCUUGUGGAUGCAAACAGGGGACAGCCUCAUGGGACGGGCCUGCAGUGGUUUUCCAACUGGCCUGCAGCCUUGAGUCAGACUCAGUGGGAAAGAGAGCAGGCAGUCAGCUUCAUCAAAGCGUCAGACCGUACAGCCAAAAACAGCCCUUCCCUGGGGUUGCAACAAUCUGGAAAGAGAAGUGCUUGUGGAAGGAUGGAUGGAUGGAUGAAUGGAUGAAUGGAUGGAUGAAUGGAGAGGUGUGCCACAUGUUGCCUUGUAUUUGUUGUCUAUGACACCAUCGAAAAAAUGAGCUCUCCGGGGCUCUCUUUGGUAAUGUAUUAUAUAUUUCCAAUAGGUUAUAAUACUUGUGAUGUUUUUCUUUGUUUUUAUUCGCUGUAAUGUAAAUAAAUAAUUUAUAUCAUGUGA